This is a messenger RNA of Aureobasidium subglaciale EXF-2481, 861 nucleotides long. RefSeq lists its product as uncharacterized. The record is from RefSeq and is a predicted model, not a curated record. The coding region runs from base 1 to 861 and encodes 286 amino acids. Gene Ontology annotation, biological process: ubiquitin-dependent protein catabolic process. NCBI's taxonomy places the organism in Eukaryota, Fungi, Ascomycota, Dothideomycetes, Dothideales, Saccotheciaceae. The transcript is spliced from 4 exons. Gene Ontology annotation, cellular component: proteasome core complex; proteasome core complex, alpha-subunit complex; nucleus.
AUGACUUCGAUAGGAACGGGCUACGAUCUGUCAAACUCGGUCUUCUCUCCCGAUGGCCGUAACUUCCAGGUCGAAUAUGCCAUGAAGGCAGUUGAGAACGGCGGCACUUGUGUCGGUAUCAGAUGUCGCGACGGUGUUGUUCUUGCUCUGGAGAAGCUCGUCACCUCCAAGCUGUUGAAGAAGGAUGCGAACAAGAGGAUAGCCACUGUCGAUCGCAACAUCGGUGUCGUCUCUACUGGUCUUCUUCCCGAUGGCCGCCACUUCGUUACCCGUGCUCGCGAUGAGGCAUCAUCAUGGCGCUCCAUGUACAAGCAACCCAUCCCCGUCGCCUCCCUUGCCGACCGCAUGGGAUCAUACGUUCAAGCCUACACUCUCUACUCAUCGGUACGCCCCUUCGGUAUCUCUGCCAUCAUCGGUGGUUGGGACUCUGAGCUCGAGGUGCCCGUUGACGCACAGGUCGGAUCCGGCCCGUCAACUGGCAGUGGCGGCAAGAUGGCCGACGCAAAGGAGGGCGGCCCAUAUCUGUACAUGAUUGAGCCAUCUGGAUCUUACUGGGGAUACUACGGUGCCGCAACCGGCAAGGGUAGACAAGCAGCCAAGUCGGAGCUCGAGAAGUUGAAGCUCACCCCCGACCAGGGUGGCAUCAGUUUGGAGGAGGGAGUCAAGGAGGCAGCAAGAAUCAUCUACGUGGCACACGAGGAUAGCAAGGAUAAGGAGUUCGAGCUGGAAAUGACGUGGAUCAGCAAGGUUGACGGACCCACCAAGGGCAGACAUGAGGAGGUGCCGAAAGCGAUGCUCGAGGAGGCAGAACGUCUGGCCAAGAAGGCGCUCGAGGGCGACGACGACGAGAUGGAGGAAUAA